AUGGCGUUCCGUUUCGCAACAAGACGAACGGUCAACCUAACCCCACGCAUCGUCAACACGACGGCAAGACCAGUCACGCGCAUUCCCUACCGACUACGAAAUCACAACGCCUUUGCGACCCGUUCGCCAGUACUCCGAGCUACCCCUCCUCGACGAACCUCACGACUCCAGAACCCUCAGCGCGUCGCUGCUACACGAUACUGCUCCUACAAGAGAAGUAUGUGCAGACACGGAGAGCAUGGCGGCGCUGGCACGCUGAACUACCCUCGGGAACAGCUGCCUACCAACGUCGUCCCGCGCCACUACGAUCUUACUCUUGAGCCCAACUUCGAGACGCUCAAGUUCGAUGGCUUGGUGAAGAUUGACUUUGACGUGGCGGAGGACUCCAACACUAUCUCUUUGAACACCCAUGAAAUCGAGAUCAAGAACACUUCAUUGUCCUUCUCUGUCGAAGGACAAGAGAAGAGCCUUGGCGAACCAGUCGUCACCUACGACGAGUCGAAGCAAUGGCACAGCUUCGAGUUCAAGGAGAAGCUCACCAAAGGCGGCAAGGGUACCCUCGAGAUCAAGUUCGUCGGUGAGCUGAACGACAAAAUGGCGGGUUUCUACCGCUCAUACUACAACAAGCCGGAUGGCACUAAGGGUAUCAUGGCCACCAGCCAGAUGGAGCCUACCGACGCCCGCAGAGCCUUCCCUUGUUUCGAUGAGCCAGCACUCAAGGCCGAGUUCACCGUCACGUUGAUUGCUGACAAGGCCCUGACCUGCCUUUCCAACAUGGAUGUGGCUGAAGAGAAAGAUUUGCCCUCUGGAAAGAAGGCUGUCAGCUUCAACAGGUCUCCCGUCAUGUCCACCUACCUCGUUGCCUUCAUCGUCGGCGAGCUUAAUUACAUCGAGACCAACGACUUCAGAGUACCCAUCCGAGUGUAUGCUCCGCCUUCCGAGGACAUCGAGAGAGGCCGUUAUGCCUUGGAUAUCGGUGUCAAGGCCUUGGAGUUCUACGAAAAGGCCUUUGGUCUUCCUUACCCUCUGCCUAAGCUUGACCAGGUUGCCAUUCCUGAUUUCGCCGCUGGCGCUAUGGAAAAUUGGGGUCUGGUCACCUACCGUACUGUUGAAGUCUUGUUUGACGACAAGACCAGUGGUGCCGCAGCCAAGGAGCGAGUUUCGACAGUCAUCACUCACGAGAUUGCUCACCAGUGGUUCGGAAACAUUGUGUCUCCGGACUGGUGGCACGCUCUGUGGCUCAACGAAGGCUUCGCCGAGUUUGCGUCUCGCUAUUCCAUGAACGCCUUCUUCCCCGAGUGGAAGCUCAAGGAGUCUUUCGUCAGGGAAGAUCUUCAGGCAGCAUUGGGUCUCGACGGACUCAGGAGCAGUCACCCUAUUGAGGUCCCCAUCCACAAGGCCGAGGAGAUCAACGAGAUCUUCGAUAGUAUCAGCUACGCGAAGGGCUCCUGUGUUGUCCACAUGCUUUCGGCAUUCCUUGGAGAGGAUGUAUUUAUGGAGGGUGUCCGCAAGUACCUUAAGCGUCACGCUUGGGGCAAUGCCACUACGAAUGACCUGUGGCAAGCCUUGAGUGAGGCUAGCGGCAAGGACGUUGGCUCCAUCAUGAACAUUUGGACCCAGAACGUGGGAUACCCCGUCGUCUCUGUCACCGAGUCAGGCAAGUCAAUUAGCGUGGAGCAGCAUCGCUUCCUGACCACAGGAGACGUCAAGCCCGAUGAAGACAAGGUUCUCUACCCCAUCUCUUUGAACGUCCGUACGAAGGGGGGUGUCGACAAGGACUUGAUGCUCACUACUCGUGACACCAAAUUCGAGAUUGACGAUGCCGAGUUCUUCAAGAUCAACGCCGAUUCUACGGGAUUCUACCGUACCAAGUACGCUAUUGAUCGUCUGGAGAAGCUUGGAAACGCUGCGGAACUCCUUUCCGUCCAGGACAGAGUUGGUAUUGUGGCUGAUACGGCUGCUCUCGCAACCUCUGGCUACCAGAAGACCUCGUCUCUUUUGAGUCUGUUCAAGGCUCUUAGCCAGGGAGGCGAGGCCGAGUACCUGGUGUGGGACCAGAUCCUCACCCGUCUGGGCUCAAUCAAGAUGGCCUGGAUUGAGGAUGAUGCUGUCGUUGACAAGCUCACCGAGUUCCAGCGGGAAAUUGUCAGCAGUAUCGCACACAAGCUAGGAUGGGAGUUUUCGAGCAACGAUGGCCACGUUGAGCAACAGUACAAGGCUCUCACUUUUAGUGCGGCCGGUAUGUCUGGUGACGAGAAGGUUGUUGCUGCUGCUCGGGCCAUGUUCGAGAAGUUCGCGGCUGGAGAUAAGACGGCGAUUCACCCCAACAUCCGAAGCUCCGUCUUUUCAAUUGUUCUUAAGUUUGGCGGCGAGAAAGAGUAUGACGCCGUGUACAAGUACUACAAGACCGCUGAGACCGCCGACGAGCGCAACAGCGCUCUCCGAACCCUUGGCCAAUCCCGCGACCCCAAGCUCCGCCAACGCACACUGGAUCUUUUGCUGAGCGGCGAGGUUCGUGACCAAGAUAUUUACAUUCCGAUCGGCAGUCUGCGGUCGAGCAAGGGCGGCAUCGAGGCCCUGUUUGACUGGCUGCAAACGAGAUGGGAGGAGAUCUACACCAAGUUCCCUGCUCAAUCUUCCAUGAUUGGCAGCAUUGUGAGCUACUGCACAAGCGGGCUUACCAAGCAAGAACAGCUGGAUAAGCUUGACAAGUUCUUCGCGGAGAAGGAGAAGAAGGGUUUCGUGCGUGCUUUGUCGCAGUCCACCGACUCGGUCAAGGCCAAGAUCGCAUGGACUUCCCGUGAUACUGAGGAUCUGCGCAAACCCGUUCACCUUGAGCUGCCGCCAAUCCGUCCAACGUUCAUCCUUCACCUCAUCCCGCCCAACCGACCGUGUAUCUUGGCCGGUCUCGAAGAAAUCGAAUUUUCAUUGAGUUUGAUUAUCAAUUGCACCAUUGCUCACAUGGAGUCGAAACGAGUUUCGUCGUGGCAGGUCCGCGCCGAGGCCGGCGAGCCUUUUGCGGUGGUCCGGGUCCGCGACCUUCAUAGCACGAUCAAAGCCGGCACCGACGCUUGGGGCCGCAGGGGCAAGACGCAGCCCGUAGUUGUCUCCGCCGAGCUGUCAAUGUUCGAGCCCUUCGAGGCCGCUUCACUCGCGGACAAGGUCAGCGAUGACACGGUGCACUAUGGCCUCUUGGCCAAGGCGCUCCUCCGCAUACUGGACAACGUGAACCGCUACGAGGACGAUUUAAGCCUGGAAAACGCCAUGCAGAUGAUCUGGAACGCGUUGACUGGGUACCACGUCUCCGGGUCUGAGGCUGAUGGUCUCACGGAGCCGGCAUUCCUGAAGGACAAGCUGCCCAGAAUUCGCUACCUGGAUAUCUCCCUCGCCCUACCAAAGGCAUCGCUGCUCGGUAGUAGCGUGAGCCGGUCUUACUCCUUGGCCCAUGGCUUCCAUAAUGGUACCCAGGUAUGGGCGGUCUACAGCUCAAGUCUACGCAUCAACGAGCUGCGCGUGCCUACGCUCAUCGGAGUCAAUGACAACGAGAGACUAGCGAGGCAGGUUGUCGUGGUCAGUAUCGAGAUCGAGGGCUACAUUGGAAGGUCGGAUAAUUACGUCGAGAUCGAGUCCUUCGUUGUAAAGUCGUGGUACCAAAAGAUUCUGGGCGACUCUUCCUUUGAGACGCUUGAAGCCCUCGGUCCCGCUAUCACUACGGGGAUCAGGCGGUGCUACCAAGAACGAUCAGAUAUUCAUGAGCCUCUCAACAAUCCAGCAGACUGGACUAUCAAGGUCGUCAUGGAGAAGCCGACUGCCAUCACCAUGGCCGCGGCCUCUUUUCGCUAUCGUGCCAUCUCUCCCCCUUGA
Molecule: messenger RNA, 3864 nt
Organism: Colletotrichum lupini
Lineage: Eukaryota; Fungi; Ascomycota; Sordariomycetes; Glomerellales; Glomerellaceae
Product: peptidase family M1
Exons: 6
Coding region: 1-3864 (1287 amino acids)
Biological process (GO): proteolysis; peptide catabolic process; folic acid-containing compound metabolic process
Cellular component (GO): cytoplasm
Molecular function (GO): dihydroneopterin aldolase activity; metalloaminopeptidase activity; zinc ion binding
Source: RefSeq, a predicted model, not a curated record